Messenger RNA from Uncinocarpus reesii 1704, 1380 nucleotides. RefSeq lists its product as uncharacterized. Gene Ontology annotation, molecular function: monooxygenase activity; iron ion binding; oxidoreductase activity, acting on paired donors, with incorporation or reduction of molecular oxygen. The transcript is spliced from 3 exons. The record is from RefSeq and is a predicted model, not a curated record. Bases 1 to 1380 code for a protein of 459 amino acids. NCBI's taxonomy places the organism in Eukaryota, Fungi, Ascomycota, Eurotiomycetes, Onygenales, Onygenaceae.
AUGCAGUUUUCCAGCGGGAUGCUUGUCCCCUUUGGUCUUCUCCUUUGCGGAUAUGUUGUCUGGUUGGUGCUUGACAGGCUGUUCUGGAGCCCCCUUGCAAAAUUCCCAGGACCACGGCUCGCUGCACUGACUAACUGGUACGAAUUCUACUACGAUGUCAUUCUGCAGGGAAAAUUCACAGCACAUAUCCAGGAUCUGCACAAGCAAUAUGGACACAUUGUUCGUAUCACCCCAACCGAAUUGCAUGUUGACGACCCGGAGUUUUAUGAGCAACUCUACUCUCGAAAUGGGCGCAGAGACAAGUAUGCAUAUUUCUCCGGACGGUUUGGAUAUGCAAGUGAUACUUUUUCAACCGUCCACCAUGACCUGCAUCGCCUUCGACGCAAACCGCUAGGUCCUAUGUUCUCGACCCAAAAAAUUUCAGAAUUCCAGCCCGUGAUUAGAGCAAAGAUCGAGAAGCUUUGUCAAAAAUUGACCGAAUACCACGAUGGUAAAAUCGUUACCCUUAACAGGGCGUGGAUGGCCUUGACGACGGAUAUAAUCACCGAGUAUGCGUUCGCAAAAUCCUAUGACCAGCUAGAUUCACCCAAUUUUCGGGAUACUCUGCAUGAAUCUCUGGUGGCCAUCUAUGUCACUGGUCACUUUGCGCUUCAUUUUCCGAUCGUCUUCCCAGUCUUGGACGCACUGCCUGAGUGGCUCGUGUUGAAAAUGCAACCGGACCUCGUCUCAGUCGUCGGGAUGCGCAAGGAUCUAGCACGUCGAGUAAACGACAUCCGUAACGGAGUGAACGAUUCCCACAAGACCGUCAAGCAUCGUACUAUUUUCCACGAAGUGUUAAACAGUGAUCUUCCCGAGGGCCAGAAGACAGAUGCGCGAUUGGGAGACGAGGCACAACUUAUCGUGGCAGCCGGUCUUAUAACAACGUCGUGGGCAUUGACUGUGGCAAGUUUUCACAUUAUCAGUGACCGCGCGAUAUUGACGAAACUGCGGAGAGAAGUAAAUGAUGCUCAGUCGGGAUCCGACGAUCCCCUAGAUUGGCACGUCCUCGAACAACUCCCUUAUCUGAACGGUUGCGUCCGCGAAGCGAUUAGACUAGCACAUGGUAUAACUACUCGCAAUCCUCGCCUAGCACCCGAUUCAGAGCUGAAAUGCGGCGACUGGGUGAUCCCGCGAAAUACGCCAGUCUCCAUGACCAACGUCGACACCUUGAUGAACCCAACCAUCUUCCCUAACCCGGAGAAGUUCAUUCCAGAGCGAUGGAUCAAAGAUCCCAGCUUGGAUCGCUAUUUCGUAGCGUUUGGCAAAGGAUCACGACAGUGUAUGGGUAUAAAGUAUGAACCCCCGUUCUUGGUCUGUGAAUCGGUUGUAAUUUCCGGCUGA